Molecule: messenger RNA, 660 nt
Organism: Rhagoletis pomonella (apple maggot)
Lineage: Eukaryota; Metazoa; Arthropoda; Insecta; Diptera; Tephritidae
Exons: 1
Coding region: 1-660 (219 amino acids)
Source: RefSeq, a predicted model, not a curated record
AUGCUACGCUACAGCACAAACGAUGUGGUGCAGCGCGAAUCGCAUCACUUGGAAGAACAAAUGGGCGAGUUGCGUCGCGAGUUGCAAUUGGUGCGCGAAGCGUUACAUCGCAAAUCGCUUAAGUGUGCGAUAUUGCAACAGGAAUUGGAGAAGAGUCAGUGCACCACAUGCCAUCAGCUAUUGAGCGUCGUCGUCUCGACCGGCAGCAGUAGUAGUGAUGCGCUCGUCGAUGGCGCGGAAGAGGAUGAGAAUGCUGCAGCAUGCUCUGCCAGCAAUGGCCAUACGGAUGUCAUAACGAAGCUGCAAGCGGAAUUGCAGCUUAAGGAUGCGCGCCUCAUAAAAAAUCGUGAUAAGAUACGUUUUCUCUGCAGCAGCAUAGCGCGCUUGCAACAAGAAUGCGCUAACAAAGAUCAAACAGUGACAGAGCUGCAAAAUGAAUUGGACAAAUUUCGGCAAGUGGUGCGCCCACUAACGCAAGUCUUCUUGCAACACACCGCCGAAGGUUAUGAUGGCGCGCAUGGUGGCGGCAUGGAGUCGACGCGCAUGAUUGCCACCGGCAGUGAGCCGCGCAUGAAGCGGCAGGGUUACAGCGCGGAGCCGCUCUCCGAUUUGGUGGAUGCGGACAGUGAGCUGAUGAAGAUACCCAAAUCAGAGCUGUAA